Molecule: messenger RNA, 1604 nt
Organism: Rhododendron vialii
Lineage: Eukaryota; Viridiplantae; Streptophyta; Magnoliopsida; Ericales; Ericaceae
Product: TOM1-like protein 1
Exons: 3
Coding region: 220-1413 (397 amino acids)
Biological process (GO): protein transport to vacuole involved in ubiquitin-dependent protein catabolic process via the multivesicular body sorting pathway
Molecular function (GO): ubiquitin binding; phosphatidylinositol binding
Source: RefSeq, a predicted model, not a curated record
AUUUUUUAUUCCAUAUAAUUGAGAGGUUUUGUAUAAGCAAUUUAAUACUCCAUUAGGAAGUAUUUUGGGAAAAAAUGAUAAUUGAAGGACCUUCGUGAACUUUCAAUUAGGGAUUCUAGCCUUCUAGGUUUGAUUAAACAUUCUAGGUUUUAUGGUUUCCUCAGUAGACGUCGGUCCUGGAAAUUUGAUACAAACUGGGGUUUCAAGGGAAAUUCAAAGAUGAGUGAGGAUUUGAUGGAGAAAGUGAGCGCUUUCGGUGAGAAACUGAGGAUUGGAGGAGCUGAAGUUGGUCGAAAGGUGAGUGCUGGCAUGUCCUCUAUGAGUUUCAAAAUGAGGGAGCUCUUCCAAGGCCAGAACGAGGCCGAUAAGUUUGUCGAGGAAGCGACGGCCGAUACACUUGACGAACCCGAUUGGGCCACCAAUCUUGAACUCUGUGACAUGAUUAAUCACGACAAGAUCAACAGUUUGGAAUUGAUCCGUGCAAUAAAGAACCGGAUCAACAGUUUGAAGAGCCCUAGGGUUCAGUUCCUGGCUUUGGUUUUGCUCGAAACCGUUGUUAAGAACUGCGACAAGGCAUUCUCGGAGGUUGCAUCGGAGAGGGUAGUCGAUGAGAUGGUGAAGUUGAUCGACGAUCCGGACACUCUUGUUGAGAACCGUAACAAGGCUCUGAUGCUGAUCGAAGCUUGGGGGGACUCCUCUGAUGACCUUCGUUAUUUGCCUGUUUACGAAGAGACUUACAAGAGUUUGAAAGCAAGGGGUAUACGCUUCCCUGGCCGGGAUAGUGAGAGUUUGGCUCCUAUAUUUACUCCUCCUCGUUCUGUCACCGCUUCAGAACCAAUUACUAUUGUUGGCCAACAAAAUAAUCACGAUGUGCGUGGAGAAUUCUUUUCAGUUGAACUAAUAAAGGAAGCAUUUGAUGUAGCACGAAACAGUAUUGAGCUUCUCACAACAGUUUUAUCCUCUUCACCUCCACAAGAUGCUUUGAAGGAUGACUUGACCAUCGCACUUGUAGACCAGUGUCAUCAGUCAAAAUAUACUGUCCAGAGAAUCAUUGAGACUUCCGGAGAUGAUGAGGCCGUGCUCUUCGAGGCCUUGAACAUCAAUGAUGAAAUCCAGAAAGUCCUUUCGAAAUAUGAAGAUUUGAAGAAACCUUCUGCAGUUCCAAGGGAACCAGAACCUGCAAUGAUACCAGUAGCUGUUGAGCCUGAAGAUUCACCCAGUGUGGGGACAGAAGAUGGUCUAAUCAGAAAAUCAUCAAGUUCUCGAGCUGGUGGAGUCCAGGUAGGAAACAAGGAUGACAUGAUGGAUGAUUUUGAUGAGAUGGUUUUUGGCAAAAAAACUGGCGGUACAUCUGAAUCCAGGCAGGAUACAAAGAAACAGCAACCUCCAAAAGAUGAUCUGAUCUCAUUUUGAGUUUCUUUCCAUAGACAGAAUUGGUGAUUCCUUUUUCCCUUUGUCAUCGUACAAUUUUGGGAGUUCGCUACUAUUUUUUUCAUGCUUAUUUUUGUAAGUAAUUGAUGUCUGGAUUUGGCGAGAUAAAUUAGCUGCGGAGCCAUAGAAGAAAUGACUAUAUUGAAGUUUUAUAUGUGAUGGAAUUUCUGCAA